This is a messenger RNA of Phycodurus eques (leafy seadragon), 1717 nucleotides long. It is a transcript of the gene irx4b, whose product is annotated as iroquois homeobox 4b. Lineage: Eukaryota; Metazoa; Chordata; Actinopteri; Syngnathiformes; Syngnathidae. Gene Ontology annotation, molecular function: DNA-binding transcription factor activity, RNA polymerase II-specific; RNA polymerase II cis-regulatory region sequence-specific DNA binding. Gene Ontology annotation, biological process: cell development; neuron differentiation; regulation of transcription by RNA polymerase II. Gene Ontology annotation, cellular component: nucleus. The coding region runs from base 320 to 1522 and encodes 400 amino acids. The transcript is spliced from 6 exons. The record is from RefSeq and is a predicted model, not a curated record.
UCACGCUGUGGAUCUCGUGAUAGCAGGGACGCGCUCGAGGCUGUGACAGUCCAAGAGAGCGCGGGGGGCCAAGGGAAAUUACUUUUUGAACUCGAAUUAUCGCCGUUUCAAAAAUGAAAGUGGUGCGCAAUUGUCUGCGUGCCGUGCGUAAAAGCCAGCGAACAACUUUGGAUUAGGCACUGGACGGUACUCAAAUUCUAUAUUUUGUAAAGCAAUUUGUCAGAGAGUCUAUGUAGGUCUGGACAAGUGUCAGAAGUAGAAGUCGUUUUUGGACAAAUGCUUUUGGAAGGCAUUCCUAUGCUUCGAUCUUAAUUGCGCCAUGGCUUACUCUCAGCUGGGAUACUCCUACUCCACUCCACCACAGUUUCUGAUGACCACGACCCCCCUCGCUGGCUGUCUGGAGCCGGCAUCCCCUCCAUCCCACCCGGCGCUGCGCUCCUCGGCUGGCAGCGGCAUCGCUGUUUGCAGCCCGUACCCAAAGCGCCAAGCUUACUAUAACACCUGCACCGGUGACGCCACACCUCUCUAUUCCAGAGGACCAUUACAACCUAAAGGUGUAGCUGCAUCUGCGCACAUGGGGACAUCUCAGACGCCUGGCUACUAUCCUUAUGAAUAUACAUUUGGCCAUUAUUCUUAUGACAGAUAUGGUUAUUCCCCCUCGGAAGGAGCUUCACGGCGUAAGAACGCUACCCGAGAAACGACCGGCACCCUGAAGGCAUGGCUGCAGGAGCACCAGAAGAACCCUUACCCCACUAAAGGAGAGAAGAUCAUGCUGGCUAUCAUCACCAGGAUGACCCUCACACAAGUGUCUACAUGGUUUGCCAAUGCCCGCAGGAGGCUGAAGAAGGAGAACAAGGUGACGUGGUCGCCGCGAGCUUGUAAAAGCUCGGAUGACAGAGUUCGUGAUGACGACAGCGACGAAGCAGAAAAGUCACUUAAAGGCGACAAAGACCAUCCAGACCAACAGUCUGCCGAACUUCAGAGCGAUCUCGAAGACUUCGACCUCCUUGAGUCCGACGCUUCCGACUGUGAACCAAAGCCACAGUUUAUACCGGAGGACAAUGCAGUCAAUUCCAACAUUCCACACGAUCACCUCGCGUACAACCCAGAGUCGCUGCACAGCUCGGAGCGAUUGUCUUCGGACUUCCCUAAAGUCGCACCGGUUCAAGACCAGAGCACAACCUUCUAUUCAAUGCCAGAUGUGCACGAGACAGACACCAAACCCAAAAUCUGGUCAAUUGCUCACACUGCUGUCUCUCUGGAUCCCAGCUUGGAGCCAGAGUAUCCACCUUGUAUGCUGUUGACCAGUUCAUCCUCUCCUGGCUUUCCAUCAAACGUGGCGCUACCCAAAGCAGACAGAAAGCAGGAAUCACCAGUGGACACGCUCAGGGAGUGGGUGGACGGAGUUUUCCAUGGCACGCCAUUCCAACAGUCAAAAGCUUCUGCGGCAUGGAAAGGGUUGAAUGAGGAGGCUGUAAGCAGCAGAACACGAGGACAACCUUUUGAACUUGUAAGAUUGUAGUAGGCCACCCCUCGCUGACAUUUUCAAAGGCUGCUGGACUUGCGAUGUCAAGUUUAUAUUUUGGUGUUGUGACCAAUUGCGUCUUCACAAAAGCCACAUUGUUGUGUAUCACCGCUAACGUGCACACAGAUUUUGGAGGCAGAUGUCUCACCUCAAUGUCCCAAAGGAUCCUUGGCCAUAUGACAGUAAUAGGAG